This is a messenger RNA of Lycium ferocissimum, 1120 nucleotides long. Its product is annotated as probable xyloglucan endotransglucosylase/hydrolase protein 16. Gene Ontology annotation, molecular function: hydrolase activity, hydrolyzing O-glycosyl compounds; xyloglucan:xyloglucosyl transferase activity. The record is from RefSeq and is a predicted model, not a curated record. Gene Ontology annotation, biological process: glucan metabolic process. Gene Ontology annotation, cellular component: apoplast; cell wall. Bases 1 to 468 code for a protein of 155 amino acids. NCBI's taxonomy places the organism in Eukaryota, Viridiplantae, Streptophyta, Magnoliopsida, Solanales, Solanaceae. The transcript is spliced from 2 exons.
AUGGCGGAGGUAGUCCAAUUCGAUUGGUACUAUAGUUGUAGGAAUAAGACAACGAAAUUUGAAUUUUUGGUGGAUAACAUACCAAUAAGAGUGUUCAACAACCACGAAGCAAUUGGAGUUGCAUUUCCUAAGAAUCAAGCAAUGAGAGUUUACGCGAGUUUAUGGAAUGCUGAUGACUGGGCAACACAAGGCGGGCGAGUGAAAACAGAUUGGUCCUUGGCUCCGUUUACAGCUUCUUACAGGAAUUUCAAUACAAAUGCUUGUGUUUGGUCAGCUGCAUCGUCUACUUCGUCUUGUGGAGGCUAUAAGGCUGACUCAGUGAAUAAUGAUCAGGCUUGGCAAACUCAAGAACCGAAUGCCAAUGGCAGAAAUAGGCUUAGAUGGGUGCAGCAGAAAUACAUGAUUUAUAAUUACUGUGCAGAUGCUCAAAGGUUCUCUCAAGGCUUUCCUCCUGAAUGCAAACGUUAGAGGUUCUAAGGAUUAAGUCAGUCAAUGUUGUCUAUAGAAUUCUUGUUUUUCUUUAAUUUUGUUCUGGGAUGUCAGGAGGAAAAAGAGCAUAGUGUAAUCAUUUGUUAAGCAAUAUAUUCAUUAUUCUUUUUGUAAUCGUGAAAUAGAAAUAACAAUAAAUCAUUUUCCUGCAACUCGAGCUUGUACUUGGCAACUCUGCUGGCACCAUCACCACCUUAUUGUUCAAUACUUCAAUUCCGCUGUUUUAAAGCUAUCCCACCUCUGUAUAUACUAUUAUUCCACUAACAAGUUGGUUCUAUGAUAAUAUCGUUACCUUCUCAACGAGUGGCACUCGUACAAGAUUGAUUCAGCUCUUAGGCAGUCUGGGGGAACCCAUAUACAGCUUAUGUCUAAGGAAAAGGCAACAAAGAUCAGCAAUUUCGGACUUUGUUUUGAGCCUACCACUCUCUUCCACACCUAUUCGAUCCUCAUGGAUUUCAAACCACAUCAUGUAAUAACUCAAAGGCGCCUUGCAGCUUUCAUUGCAAAAUUUUAUGUAACAUUCCCCUUGGACAACAACCAACCGAGCCACUGAUCCGCCAUUCCCCAAGACAGAAAUGAUGGUCCAUACAAGCUUGUGGAACGCCAAUAACUAGGCACAACAAAGCCUCAU